Molecule: messenger RNA, 5787 nt
Organism: Acanthaster planci (crown-of-thorns starfish)
Lineage: Eukaryota; Metazoa; Echinodermata; Asteroidea; Valvatida; Acanthasteridae
Gene: washc5
Product: WASH complex subunit 5
Biological process (GO): actin filament polymerization; regulation of actin nucleation; endosome fission
Cellular component (GO): WASH complex; endosome
Source: RefSeq, a predicted model, not a curated record
CAACCCUGAAUGAAAGCUUGGCAAACAGAAUGUGACUUGUACUAAUUAGUUUAGAGUCACUUAGUCCUUGACUUUUUACCUCCAAAAGAGAUAAACGGUUUAUGAAAAAUCGUCGAAUUAGAUAGGGAGAAAUCGAAAGAAUGGCAAGUCGCCCGUGAGGAUUUCAGCAUUUGGGAACGAGGAUGAUAACUGAAUUUCUCAUCAGCACAUGAUUUGGUCCGAUCUCCAGACUGCAUUCACGCAGUUAUAACUAAUCAACUCAUUAGGAUCCAUAUUAUUGUGGGUGUCUAGAUUUUUUUCCAAGGAGGUACUUUCUGAAAUGCCAGUAAACUUUCAAUAGUAAAGUUAUCAACUGGGAGGUCUUCCAAUGAAUCAACAUGGCUGAUUUUCUGGCAGACAACAACCUUUGUGGACAAACUCUACUCAAGUUGGUCUCUCGUGGCAAUGCUAUCAUUGCUGAGCUACUUCGUUUGGCUGACUUUAUCCCUCCUGUCUUCAAGCUUGAUAAUAAGUUUGAUCAGAUGAAGUAUGGGGACAUUCUCUUUGAUUUCAAUUACUUCAAGGGAUCAGAAUACUACGAUAACAAGAUUGAUUCCAGGCCUGAGCUGCAAGACCUUGAUGAAAUCUUCCGGGAAAAUCAUAUUGACAUUUUACGGCGCUUCUAUCUUGCCUUUGAGAGUAUCCAUAAAUAUGUGACUGAUCUCAAUCGAUUUCUUGAAGAUUUGGAGGAAGGGGUUUACAUUCAGCAAACACUAGAGACUGUGCUACUCAAUGAAGACGGCAAGCAACUUCUGUGUGAAUCCUUGUAUCUAUACGGUGUGAUGCUGCUUGUGGUUGAUAUGAGAAUUGAUGGCCCAGUCAGAGAACGAAUGUUGGUAUCUUAUCACAGAUACAGUGCUGCCAAGGCUGCUGUUGAUUCCAACAUGGACGAUGUCUGCAAACUAUUGCGAUCAACUGGAUUCUAUUCAGCUCCAGGAGCAAAAAGACCUCUUAACUACCCAGAGAACUACUUCAAGCGCAUUCCGAUACCCCCUCAUUUCAUUGAGAUGGUCAUUGCCAGGCUACGUUCAGAUGACAUAUACAACCAGAUCUCAGCCUAUCCCUUACCAGAGCACCGAAGCACAGCGUUAGCCACACAAGCAGCCAUGUUAUACAUCAGUCUCUACUUCUCUCCAGACACACUGCACGGUCAACAGGCUAAGAUGAGGGAAAUUGUUGACAAACAUUUUCCAGAUAAUUGGAUGAUCAGCAUUUACAUGGGAAUUGUGAUCAAUCUGGCAGACAUGUGGGAACCAUACAAAGCAGCACGAACAGCUCUUAAUAACACCCUGGACUUGACCAAUGUCAAGACCUUGACCGUGAAGCAUAACCAGAAAGUUGACCAGUUGAUCAAGCUGUUACGUCAGUAUUUGACAGAAGGAACACUUACAGAGGAAUAUGUCCUGGACAACAUUCCUAAGCUGAUGAACUGUCUAAGAGAAUGUAACGUCAAUCUGCGCUGGCUUAUGCUACACACUGCAGAUGGGCCCUGGGAUGGUAACAAGAAGAUAAGACAGAUGAAGGAAGCCAUGAUUUUGGAAUCCAAGUUUAGUCCUCGGACUUUAUUUGAGCUUCUGUUGGAUUCAGCACAAUUUGAGUUCAAACUCAAGGAGAUGUUCAAGAAGAUGUUGUCAGAAAAGCAAAAGAAGUGGGAACUGUACAAACAAGAGAGUGUAGAUCGAAUGACUGAGCUUGGUGAGGUCUUCUCAGGAACCAAACCAUUGACUCGCGUUGCCAAGAAUGAGAACCUUCAGGCUUGGUUUGCUGAGAUGGCUAAACAGAUAAACUCACUCAACUACGAUGACUCUACUGCUGCAGGUCGCAAGAUUGUCCAACUCAUACAGGCCCUGGAAGAGGUGCAAGAGUUUCAUCAGUUGGAGAGCAACUUGCAAGUUCGUCAGUUUCUGCUGGACACUCGCCAGUUCCUUCAUCAAAUGAUUCGAACCAUUAACAUCAAGGAAGAGGUGCUCAUCACAAUGCAGAUUGUAGCUGAUCUGUCUUAUGCCUGGGAACUCAUUGAUACGUACACACCUUACAUGCAGCAGGGCAUCAAAAGCAACCCAGGUCUGGUUACCAAACUGAGAGCAACAUUCCUGAAGCUGGCAUCAGCUCUUGAUCUGCCUCUGAUACGAAUCAAUCAAGCCAACAGUCCUGACCUGAUAAGUGUCUCUCAAUACUACUCCAGUGAGCUUGUGGCCUAUGUCCGUAAAGUGCUGCAGAUUAUACCUCAGACUAUGUUUAGUCUCCUGUCUCAGAUCAUUCAAUUGCAAACACAUCACAUCAAGGAAGUACCCACCAGACUAGAGAAGGAGAAAUUGCGUGACUUUGCCCAGCUUGAUAUGAGAUAUGAUGUGGCCAGACUUACUCACUCUAUCUCUGUCUUCACUGAGGGCAUCUUAAUGAUGAAGACAACAUUGGUUGGGAUUAUUAAGGUCGAUCCAAAACAACUCUUGGAAGAUGGAAUCAGGAAGGAGUUGGUACAGCAAGUGGCUAGUGCUUUACAUCAUGGCAUUAUGUUCAACCCAAAAGCCAAGACAAGUGAGUUGAUGCAACGACUUGAUGCUCUAGGAGCUAAGAUGGAUGGAUUUGUUCGCUCUUUUGAGUACAUCCAAGACUAUGUCAACAUCCAUGGUUUGAAGAUUUGGCAAGAAGAAGUGUCUCGCAUCAUCAAUUACAACAUGGAACAAGAAUGCAACAGCUUCCUGAGGACUAAGGUCCAUGAUUGGCAAAGCAUAUACCAGUCACCAACCAUCCCAAUUCCAAAGUUCCAACCAGUGGACGGUUCCAUUAACUUCAUGGGGAGGUUGGUCAGGGAAAUUCUCAGAAUUACUGAUCCCAGAUCCACUUCCUACAUUGACCAGAUGAAAACCUGGUACGAUGUCAAGACUAAACAAGAAGUGCUGGACAUCAAAGUCUUCUCCAAAGUCAGACAAAGCAUCGGUACCUGUGGUCUGACUGGUUUGGAUCGACUGAUGUGCUUCAUGAUGGUCAGGGAACUUCAACAAUUCCUAGGAUACAUCGAGCAUGGUGUCCUUCGUGAGAAAGCUUGGCUAGAAAUGUUUGGUUCACUCAUGAAGACUCUCAACCCAGUCAGAGGACUCAUCAGUAACCCUAACAAGGUGUACAGCCACUAUAUCACCAGAGCAAACAAGAUGUGGUCACCAUUCGUCAACCUUGUUCUCAAGCUUGGCCAGAUGCAGUUGCUUCGCAGGCAGAUUGCAAAUGAACUCAAUUUUGCCUGCAAGUUUGAGUCAAAGUUCCUUGCCGGUGCAUUGGAAACCAUGAACUCCGGUUUGCUAGCUGAUGUUGAGGCCCACUAUCAAGAUCCCUCUAGACCCUACCCAAAGGAUGACAAUCCUCUCAUGUUUGAGUUAGCAUCAUAUCUUGAAUCAGCUGGAAUCAACAACCCACUUUCCAAGAUCUAUGUAACUACCAAGAGACUUCCAUAUUUCUCUCUCUUCACAUUCCUGUUUGUUGUCUCCCAGCUUCCAAAGUUUCAGUACCUCAAGAGUGUUGGAAGUAUGGUGGGUAAGCUUCCCAAAGAUCCUCUGGAUGGUCCCCCACUUGUUGUUGGUACCCUGACUCUUCUGAGACAGUUCCAUUCAGAGACCACAGACCAGUUCCUGGCAUUGCUUGGACAGUAUGUCAGAUCAUCUGUUGAGAGCACUGCUGCAGGGGGCAAAGCAUCUGAGUUAACACCUGAGGUUGUUAAUGUCCUGUCUUUCCUUGACGACUUCACAUACUUUGCUGGAUUGUCUAGGCAGAGUGUAGAGUCACAUAUUCCAGCUUACAUCUUUGAUGAGUUCAAGAGCACUUGCCAGUAGAUGACAUCAAAUUUUGAGCAACAUUGGACAUGAGAAUAUUUCUCAUGUGUGAACAUGAACGAUUUGGUACAUGUACAUGUAUAUUGCAGCAGACCAGGUCAGGAUGAUAGUUUCCAGUUUGUUGCUAAACUUAACUGAUUCUAGAUAUGGUCAUUAGAAAAUGAUUUAAGUGUUGUUUGGAGAAGUCAAAGGGAUAAAUUUUAAUAAUCAAUGAAAGAUUAAAGAUUGAAUUACUUCAUGAAAAGUAUUUUACAACAUGCUUGAAAAUAAUUUUUAUAAUGCUGUUUAAGAGCUGUAUUAAAGCCAGUUACUGACUCAUUUACUUGACUGUUUCUCCUUCAUUUUUAUCAACAUUCAUCAUAGAUUUCUUGAAGUAAUUUUUAAACCAUUUACCAAUUAGUUACACAUAUCGGUAAUGUUGUUUCCAUUCGAUUUUUUGGUUGCACAUUCAUUAUCAAUGGCCAUAUUUGUACCGUACAUUAUGUGUAAAUAAGGGCUCAAAGAGAAAACACAAUGUCACACACCAGCCACAGUUUAUGUAAUAGUAGGUCCAGACAUGUUGUGGUAGAGCUGCAUUGUGGCAUCCUUUUUUUGUGAAAUUUAUUUGGUUUUAUAAUAAGCUGGAGAUGUAAACUACUUAUAAAUGGUCAUAUUUCAAAAACGGGAAAUGCUGACGAGCAUAACAAAUAACCCCAGUGGCUGAUCAGUGAAUGUUACAAUUGAGUACGGACCAAGGAUUAAGGCCAGCAACUUAAUCAGGAAGACUUUCUCUUCAAAUAUGAAGCCAUCACACUAUACUCUAUUGAACACGUUGGAAAUUUGCUUUAAAUGAACAGAGUAUGCUGUGAAAUAUGUAUCGCCUGUCAGUGGACUGUUGUUAGCUUGAUAUAUCCUAAUUAUGUUCAUAAGCCAAUUGAACAUCACAUUCUAAUUAAUUGGAAGGACCUGUGAUACUUGAGUCUUAUCAACAAGGGGAUACAAGUCUAACCAAUCAGAACACCUGUGUCAGUGUUACAUCCAAUCAUAAAGUUUGUUCUAAAAUACUCAACCAAUCAGACCCUCCAUCAGGGUGAACAAUCAUGAACAUGUUUGACUUAAAUGAUUUUGUGAAUUUUGUAUUUGUAAUAUGGACUGCAUGUGAUGAAGACUGCAUCUUCACGAAUGAAACCAGCAUAAGGACAGUGCAUAUUUACCAUAUACAUGUAUAUGUAUAUGGAAAUGCAUGAAUUUAUUUCAAAUGAAGAAAGGAGCCCAUAGGGGCUUGUACUCGAUAAACAAACAGGGACCUACAUCCUAUCCUCCUUCUGAUGGUCAGUAAAUGACUGUCUAAGCAUUAUUGAUAGAGACCAGACUUUCAUGGGACUUUGUGGUCAUACAUAAUCUGGAUUUGUUUUCUUGAUUCAUCUCCCUGGACCACCUAAGCGGAUUAAAAGUAAUUAUGUAAUACAUGUAAUUGCUAUUUUAUUUGGCAUCACUAAAUCCAUAAUGAUAAUCUUAAUUAUGACUGAUAACUGGGGUAAAGAAAUUGUUUAUCUACAGUGAGAAUACUAACGAUAAAUUUGUAUGAUUUUUGUACAAAGACAGAGCAUUUUAAACCAAGAGACUGAGUUCAUGUACUUGUGACUUAAGCAUUCUAUGCUGCUUUCCUAAUUGGUAUCUAACGUCAAAGCUCAUGAUGUUAAUCAUCGAAUUAGAGAUAUCAGGUGUGUUCCUCAACUCAUUCUGUAUUUGCCACAAUAAUGCAAAAGAGUGUUUUGGGGGAAUAUCAGAGAAUCAAGCUGUGAUUAAAAUUUGAUGCUCCAGUUAGAUGUAGGUGAUUGUGUAGCUCCAAACGGGUAUUCAGUUUACAAACCAGGUACCUGUAACGAAAACUUAUGGUUUGAUGUCCACUUCCAAUUAAUACAGUUAGCUGGGUCGAAAUGUA